AUGGAGUUUGAAGUUUGGAUUAAAAGCACCGUAACUCAAGCGUCAAUAGACUUCAAUGACCAGACGGUUCCGUUGCCGUUAACGAUCAAAUGCACUGACGGGAACGUCGUCAAUGACAUCACGGGAACGUUCAACGUCAACAUUGUUGACGCGCCCCCGCUGAUUACCGUACUACCCUUAAUCGGAAGUGCCAUCGACGACGGUCUGCAGGCGGCCGCGACUCUCCAGACAUUCAGCGUCACCGACAGCGACGACGUUGUCACGUGCUCCAUCAGAGCGCCGGAAGACGCCCGUUUUGAAGUGGUAGCCGGCACUAGCCCAGCGUUUAAUAUCCGCGUGAAAGCAGGAGUAACACUAGCUGCUGUUAAUACGCCUUACGUCAUGAACGUGGACUGCACAGAUAACGAUAACACUGUCAGUUCCACGUUUACUCAGCCCGUCCUUGAUAAGUAUGAGUCACCGGAUCAUUAA
Molecule: messenger RNA, 471 nt
Organism: Dreissena polymorpha
Lineage: Eukaryota; Metazoa; Mollusca; Bivalvia; Myida; Dreissenidae
Exons: 5
Coding region: 1-471 (156 amino acids)
Source: RefSeq, a predicted model, not a curated record